GGACCUGAGGUCCGGAAGCGGACGGAAUACGGGGCGCAGCCGCCCGCGGGCCAUGGAUGAAGCGGACCGGCGGCUCCUCCGGCGGUGCCGGCUGCGCCUGGUGGGCGAGCUGCAGGUGGCCUCGCUCUGGGACGCUCUGCUGAGUCGCGAGCUCUUCACCCCCGACAUGAUCGAGGACAUCCAGCGCGCAGGCUCUGGGUCCCGGCGGGACCAGGCCAGGCAGCUGGUCACAGACCUGGAGACCCGAGGGAAGCAGGCCCUUCCCCUGUUCAUCUCCUGCUUAGAAGACACGGGCCAGGACACGCUGGCCUCGUUCCUGCGAACCAGUCGGCAGGCAGUGACGCGGGACCCUGAGGCCAUCAGCCCCCUGGACCUGGUGCCCGUGGCCCUGGGACCCACUGGCGGCAAAGCAGAGGAACCGAGUGUGACAAAGCAGCCGGCCCCAGGAAAGCUCACGCCGGUGGUGCUGGGGCCCGAGGGGCUCCCGCCGGCCCAGCUCAGUCCAGAGGUUCUUAGACCAGAACCACCCAGGCCAGUGGAUGGCGGUUCUGGAGGAUUCCGUGAUGUCUGUGCUCAGGAGAGGUUGCGGGAAAACACAGAUUUGGCGUAUGCGCUGGACGCCGACCCCUGUGGCCACUGCCUCAUUAUCAACAACGUGACCUUCUGUCCCACCUCGGGGCUCGGCCCGCGCCACGGCUCCCACGUGGACUGCCAGAGGCUGCAGCACCGCUUCCGCCGGCUGCACUUCGCCGUGGAGGUCAAGUGCGACCUGCCAGCCAAGCAAAUGGUCCAGGCGUUGAUGGAGCUGGCGCAGCGGGACCACCGCGCUCUGGACUGCUGUGUGGUGGUCAUCCUGUCUCACGGGUGUCAGGCGAGCCACCUGCAGUUCCCCGGCGCCGUCUACGGCACAGAUGGACACCCCGUGUCCGUGGAGAGGAUUGUGAACAUCUUCAACGGGACCCGCUGCCCCGGCCUGGGCGGGAAGCCCAAGCUCUUCUUCAUCCAGGCCUGCGGCGGGGAGCAGAAGGACCGUGGCUUUGAGGUGGCCCUCGGUUCCUGUGAAGACAGGGGAUCCAGCAGCAACCCCGAGUCGGACGCCGCCCCGUUCCAGGAGGCCGCCAGGACCCGGGACCAGCUGGAUGCCGUGUCCAGUUUGCCCACCCCCAGCGACAUCCUUGUGUCCUACUCCACCUUCCCGGGCUUCGUCUCCUGGCGGGACACCAGGCGCGGCUCCUGGUACAUCGAGACGCUGGAUGACGUCCUGGAGCAGUGGGCUCACUCGGAAGACCUGCAGUCCCUCCUGCUCAGGGUCGCGAAUGCCGUUUCGGAGAGAGGGGUUUACAAUAAACAGAUUCCUGGUUGUUUCAAUUUCCUCCGGAAAAAACUUUUCUUUAAAACUUGAGAAGGCUGGGACCCCUCAUCCUGCCCUGUUGUUCAUCCCCGAAACCUUCCUGUACUGGGAAGCCUGGACUCUGUGUUGGGGAGCUUGUGGCUUGUGGGGUUGCAGAUGUGUCCCGGGCUUUCCAGCUGGGGAUGGAGGUGCAGAAGGCCGCCCCAGACACUCCAGCACAGCGCCCUCUGGCGGGGGAACCGCCGGUCUGCAGAGAUCUCUGCCUGCUUCAAACCAGCAGCUGUGCUAGAUCCUGAACUGCUGAGAUUCCCAGUGAAGUUCCAGAGGCUAGUUUAGCCUUCCCUUUCUCAGAUUAUUUAUUUAAAAGAAUAAAUCGUAGGUGAUCCUG
Perognathus longimembris pacificus (Pacific pocket mouse) is the source of this 1739-nucleotide messenger RNA. RefSeq names its product caspase 9 (gene Casp9). Bases 53 to 1402 code for a protein of 449 amino acids. Gene Ontology annotation, cellular component: cytoplasm. NCBI's taxonomy places the organism in Eukaryota, Metazoa, Chordata, Mammalia, Rodentia, Heteromyidae. The record is from RefSeq and is a predicted model, not a curated record. Gene Ontology annotation, biological process: proteolysis; intrinsic apoptotic signaling pathway in response to DNA damage; regulation of apoptotic process. The transcript is spliced from 9 exons.